Messenger RNA from Phoenix dactylifera (date palm), 1422 nucleotides. The record is from RefSeq and is a predicted model, not a curated record. Lineage: Eukaryota; Viridiplantae; Streptophyta; Magnoliopsida; Arecales; Arecaceae.
CCAUCUAUUUCAUAUCUCGGCCGCCGUGAAAGGUUUUAUAAGGCGGAGAUAGAAUUCCUGGGAGCUCUCUUCUUGGUCGUCCAUAGAGGGAGUUGGCCUUCUUCACCCGGAAACUGACGUCCUUGAAGGCCUUGGGUCGGGGAUUCCCAAGGGGGAAGGCAACCAGAAGACGAUGACGUCACUGAUAACGAGGAAGAGGCUCUCGGACAUCACCAAUUUGACGAGCAUCAGGAGGUCGCCAAGAUCCAAAGCGGAGGAUCAAGAAAUGGUGAAGGCCGUACCCACUGUGAGUGCUAAGAAUUACAUUUCCCAACUCCUCACGGAAAAUUCCGCUCUUUCGAAGAUAAUUGAGGAGAAAAAUAAAAUCAUAGAUAUGAACGGCAUCGAGUUGCGGAAGCUCCGAUUCAUGCUGCAGAAAGCACAUCAGCAGAAUGCACAGUUCGCACAUACUAACUCUCAGAUGCUAGCGGAGUUCAAUUUAGGUAAAGACAGAUUAAAAGCAAUGCAGCAUGAGCUUGGAUGCAUGACAGCAGCUCUCAGAACAAAGACUUUAGAACUGGAGGAAGUAAAGAAACUUUAUAAACAACACAAACAACCAUACAAGAAUAUAAACAUUGUGUUUAAGGAGAAUAAAAACAAGUUGGCAGAGUUUGUGCCAGACGCAUCCCAUCUAGCUAGUUACCAGAAGGCUUGCAGUCCCAAUGGGAAGCGCAAACUGAGAAGUCGAUCCCUAGGAACUACUACAUUACCUCAACAAGUUGCUGCAAAAGAGAAGAACGAAUGCAGAAAUAGCAGGUCUUUGAGAAGGAGAUCCAGUAAUCUGAAUGCUGAGCAUUGUGAACCUACCGAGGGAUUGUUCGAAAUAGAGGAUAUAAAAUUUCCAAUCCGUUCUCUGACCAGUGACCCCAUGCAUGAAGACAAUUCUGCUCAGCUAGAACCUUCCUCAGCUCAACCCAAAUCAGAUGCCAUCAUGAACCCUGUAAAGGUUGAAUUACAGGAAGAAAAGAGCUCAUCAAAAGAUCAUCAAGGGUCAAGGAGAUCAUCACUUGGAAGGCCUAUGCGGAGGGCAGCUGAGAAGGUCAAUUCUUACAAGGAAGUGCCUCUCAAUGUCAAAAUGAGAAGAAACGAGUAAGUGGUUAGAAGAGAUGCUCAACCAGGUGAUGACAAGUCCAAAAUUGACAUGCUCAUCCAUGUUGUAGGAUGCAUGAUACAGUUUGAUUUUUUUGUACUGAAUUACCUUAGUGAAGUCUUAACUGAUAGAGGUUUUGUAUUUUGGUUAUUGGUAAAUGAUCAUGAUACUGCCUCACUGAUUUUGAGCAGCACUCUUAUUCUGGGUAUUUAGGAAAAUUGAUAGAUGCUUUUGAGAAAAUUAUACUAUCCUUUCAACUGAAUGCAAGUUUUUGGCUGCUGCCUUUAUGAACA